Molecule: messenger RNA, 6728 nt
Organism: Lymnaea stagnalis (great pond snail)
Lineage: Eukaryota; Metazoa; Mollusca; Gastropoda; Lymnaeidae
Source: the annotation of a GenBank genome assembly
AGUACCACAAAUGAAUUGUAAAAAUACAAGCGCAUUAGCGUAAUGCUGAGAACAAUUUAUUGAGAAUAUAAGUAUACGUAUAACUAAGAUAUCCCUGUCUGUUCAUGAAAUUGUCGAAUCGACUGCAUUCUUAUAGAAAUGGAACCUAAAGCCAUAGAAUCAGAAUCUUUUACUUUAAUUCCCAAUCACCUAUUGAGGUUUAAAGCCGAUGAUCAUGUAAAAGCUUACUACAGGUAAGAUUUUUUGUAUAAUCGUAUUUUACUUUUACUAAUUACCACUAGCGUUGUUGCGAACUUGCUGGUUAGUUUUACUUUUGAAUUUUAUUAUUUAAAUAGACUAAAUAAUAAAAUAGUUUAAGUUAAAUAUUAAAUAAAGGAUAAACUAAAUUGAAUCAAUAAUACAAUAUUUCAAUAUAUUAUAUAUUAUUACUGUACGAGUACGACUGUACGAUAAAAAGAUACAAAUUUAUUAGUAUUAUUUAGUAUUUAGUUUAUUCAUAAAAAUAUAUGAAGUACUUAAGUUAAGUGUCUAAGUUGCUUAGACUUUUAGAGGGAAAGUUCAAAAUCAAAAGAUUGUGUAAAAUAAAAAUAAAAUAUUAUUGUAUAGAAGUUGAAGCAUUAAACUAAAACCUCAAUGCCAAUACACAAGAAAGGUUCUAAACUCUUCAAUUUCAGUGCACAAACUACAUUGGAAUUCCUCUAUUAAAUGUUACAUACAAAAUAUUGAGAAAACUAAUUUCCAAAAUCUACAACCGUAUGCUGGACAAAAACUAGGUGACUGCCAAAAUGAAUACAGACAAAACAGAUCAACAACUGAUCAGAUUUCACCAUCAGAUGCCUAUAUGAGAAAUUUUACGAAUGUAAUAUCCGAGGCCAGAACCUCAACUCUAUGUGGGCUGUACAAUGGCCUAUGACAGUUUAAAAAAAUAUCUUUAUGAGACUAUGCAGGAGUUUGGUAUACCCAACAAACUGACAAGUCUGAUACAUGUAACAUUAAACAACUCAAAAAUUAAAAUCAAGGUUCAGGGAGAAUAUUCAAGGGAACUUCAGAUUAGACAAGGCCUAAGACAAGGAGACUCUCUGUCUGUUAUGCUAUUUAACCUAACAUUACAGAUAAUUAUAAUAAACAUUAAACAUACAUGCUGACACCCAAGGAACAAUAGCAGGAUACUUUCUGAGUGAGACCCAAGAUCCACAACCAGUAGGCACUCUCAACAACCAACCCCUUCGGUAUCUUGCAUAUGCUGGUGACAUAGCACUGUUAGGGAAAAGUAGUAAAGACAUAUCAAAAGCCUUUAUUGAAUUAGAAGGUGCAUUGCUACAAGCAGGGCUGGAAGUUAACAAAACAUGACUAUGAUAAGAGAAGAACAGACAGAUGAAACCAUUAAAAUUAGAACCCACACUUUUGAAAAAGUAAAUCAAUUCAAAUAUAGGGGUGUGCCGGAAUCCGGUUCCGCCGGAUUUUGCACUAUCCGGUGAAAUCCGGUUCCGCCGGAUUUACAUGUAUCCGGAACAACCGGAUUCCGGAAUCCAGAAUAUACCGGAUUUCGGAAUUUGCCAGAUUUUGUGACUCACCGGAUCAUAAUCUGAAAUAAAAGUAAUUCUCUUUCCCGAAUUCCACACGAUCACGAUACAUUAAUCAAUUGUUUCGAGCGUUGAGCUUGUUUAAUGUUUAAUAUUCCGUACAUACCAGAGGCUAGAGUCAGCACCGCUAAUAGUGGCCAAUAGUGUAGGGACUUUGAUAAGAAAAUUUAAACUUUUUGUAAAAAUAAACCAAUGGCAUAGUUGAAAAGAUGUAAUUUUUUAAAGAAUUAUAACACCAAAAUCAUAUUUUUAGCUGUUGUAGUUUUAAAGUUAUGAAUUUUUAAAGUACGACUUGGUUUGUCAUUUUUUAACAUGGACUGCAUCUCCACAUUCUGUGAUCUCAUUCCGCCAAUCCCGUCAUGCGCAAUGACUAUAUAGUUUAUAUAAGGCAACGCAUUCCCUGCCUUAUCACUAAAAUACUGUUUAGACUUAGUUUAAACUUUCAACUUUGGCACAUGAAUAAUUAAUUAAAGCUUUCCCUGACCAAUGGUUUAAUAGUUUUUGCACACGGCAAACUCUUAUGAAUGAAACUCUGAGGUAGUACUACGAUACAGUUAUGCAAGUGGCUGUGAAUGGUUGCCAAUGACAACGUGUUGCACACGGUAAAUUCUGAUCAUUUAUAAUAUGGAUUCUACCGGGUUGUUAAAGCUCAAAUUAAAACAUUCCAGUUUAAAUGUCUUUAAAUGCAUUCUGAAACACAAGUUAUCAAUUAUUUUGAUGUAAAUAGUGAUAAUAAAUUAAUAUUUCCUAAGUAUCGUCAACUUCCGCCAUUAAAAAGGGGGGCGUGGCCAACCCCAUGGCGAAAUUAGGUUGAGCGAGCUGCAUAACCUGCUGCGAACGCGUAGAAACAUGGCGUCUCUCGUAAGACACUUAUCCAAAUGGAACGGAACUCAAAUAUAUAUCGAAAGUACUAAUUUAAUAAUAAAUAGACACACACAUCGGAAAAUUAAAAACUCGGAUUUUUUGGCGCCGAUUGCGAAUUCCCAUACACAAAAAGUAGUAGUCCACCUUGACUUACCGAAGUAUCUACCAAUAGUACCAAAAUCCGGGAGAAACCGGAAUCCGGAUUAUUCCGGAAUCCGGAUUAUUCCGGAAUCCGAAUCCGGAUCCGGCGGAUAUCGCAUAAGAAAAUCCGGAUCCGGUUGGAAAAAACGGAUCCGGCACACCCCUAUUCAAAUAGCUAGGAUUUUUAGCCUUAACCUUGUUAUUUUUAUAAUAUCAACUUUUGACAAAAGAACAAAUUCUAUUUGCAGGCUUUUUCUGGAAAUCAAUCAUUCGAAAGACAAAAGUAGUGAGUAUAAUGUAGUCACAAGAUAAAUACUAAUAGUAUUGCAUUAUCUAACAACUCAUACAAUAAUUAAUUGAUAUAAAAUAUACUUUUCACCCGCUGAGCAGGAAUUAAGCUAGUACAUAAACCUGAACCAAAAGCAGCCUUCUACUUAUAUUUAUUUCUUUAGACAGCAAUGAGAACUCAGAAUGAGAUAUUUUAAUUUUGAGAAGAACAUAACUAACUUUAGUUUACCAGUUUGCAUUACAAUAAAAGAAUAAAGAUGUGUUCAAACUGGUGCACUAAUGUCUAUUUUUUUACAAUGGAAAAAUAAGUGUCUUAUAAAAAAUUACCCAUGGGAGCAAAGAGAAAAUACUAUUUUAGGAUCAAGGGAGAAGAUUAAUAGUAUAGAGAGAGUAUACAUAUAAAAUAUAAUCAGCACAUAACCAUUGUUCUUUACUUUUUAAUUUAAAAAAAAAGUUUAAUUACAUAUUUUUGUAUGAAUGACCCUAGCUCUAGGUGAAAUAGGCUCAUCAGCCAAAUAAGGUAGGUAUUCUUAAGGAGGGGAUAAACUCAGUGUAAAGAAUCAAAACAGUCAAAUUGUUAAAUUCAGACAACAGCUGCCAACUUUGCAUGGGAUUAAAAACGCACUUGUCUUCUUGAAAAUAGUGUUAGUCUCAUAAGUAAAACUACCCUACUCAAUCCAGAAUGUAAAGAGUCAAAAAAUAUUUUUUCUGCACAGCGCAAGAUAUUUCUAGAUUGUUGUUUGACAUGUUUUAUUUAAUUAUUCCCAGAGCAGUCAAAGAUUAGUCGUUGUCAGAGCUGUUUUGCGGCUUUGAGCAUAAAUGAUCAACCAAGAAUUAAGUCUGGUCAGAAGAUGACAAAGCACAUCAGCGGUCUGUUAAAGAAAUCAGAAUUUUCCAUGAAGAAAAAAGAUCGACAUUUGAUUAAAAAAUAUUUAAGGAGUUCAAGCCAGAUGGUAAUGUUCAAGUUGUAUGAGUAAUAAUAGCAUAAUAGUAAUCUCUAACUACAAUAUUGUACUUGUACAAACUAUUGUACUUGUACAAACUAUUGUACUUGUACAAUAGUUUGCACCCAUAUAAACUCUUCUAGCCAGGCACCAAGCGUUUGCGCCCAUAUGAACUUUCCAAGCCAGGCAUCAAAAUGCUUAUGCUACAUGAACUUCUUAAUGAGGUCCCAACUCUGGGCACAUAGUCCCCCAUUUUUUGGUUGACAUCUGCAUCAGUGUACUGCAAGCCUGGACACAAUGGCUCCUUCAAACUGUACAUAAUUUGUACCUCUUAGGAAGUAGCCCUUAACAACAGACUCAAAUCCACAUUUAGCAGCUGCAAUCAUAGCAGAUAACUUAAUCUAGAGAGUUUAUCACUUUUGAAUAAUAUUUAACAAAUAAUAAACCUUCCUAAGCUGGCAGCAAUAAAAGGAUUACAGUAUGUUUAGCGAUUUCUGCAUUGAAUUAAAAGCACUAAAUUUUUGUUUCUUAUGAAUGCAUUGCUUCCAUAUCCAUAGCUUAUAGUUAUAAAUCCUUGCAUUCAAAAGAGCUUGUCACAUCUAUAAAUACACCAAGUUUAAAAAAUGUAAAAAAUAUUUUAAUUGCUUUUUUUAUAUAUUUAAUUAAAAUUUGUUAUUACCAAAUUAUUAUUUCUCUCUAAUGAAAUUUUGUCUAGAUCUUAAAGAAAUUGUGUUACAUACAAAUUAAUUUUACAUCUUUUUCAUAAGAUUGUGAAGUGCCGGUCAUGUGACGGAACAACCAGAAUUCCUAUUAUGACCAAUGAGUCAAAGAGAGACUACAAGGAAAAGCUCCUCAUGUGUAAGAUUAUUUUUUCACUGUGAUAAAUAAUUUCAUAUUUUUCAUUGGGCUGGCAGCAUUACGAAAGUUAUCUGCUUUUUUCUGUCAUUAAAUAAAUUUACAUAUAUUUAUCAUAUCACAUCAAAUUAUUUAGAAACAGAGUUAUUAUCAAUCAGAUUUUUCCCCAGCUAAAUAUGUGGUUAAAAAUGCACCUGUGAUGGAUAUUAAAAAGAAGAAAAAGAAGAAAAGAGGAAAGAAGCAGAAAUUAAAAGAUGUGGAUAUUAAUUGGUAAGAAAAUUAAUAUUAUACAUGAGGUACAUGGGUGAAAAAAUUCUUAAAAACCUUUUAAGGCUUUAAAAGUUGAUAACAUAAACAGAUUGUAACAAAAAUUAAUUUAAAUUUUUUUUUUUUUUUGUGUCUUUUUAAAUUCAUUUAAAUGAAAGGUGGGAAAUUAUGGCUUCUUUUUUGUAAAACGCACACUAUUUAAACAGAAUGGAUCCAUUUUUUAAAUUUAUUUAUUAGCUUCAGUUUUUGACAUUUUCACCAAAUAUUUUUUUUCUUUACUGGGUGAACCCAGAAGCUAUCUAAAAUGUAAUAUAUGAAAGCCCCCAUUAAACUAAUCCGUGAACGGAACCUUUGAGUGAUAUCAGCAUUAGAAUGUUAUUUUAUAAAGUAGUAAAAUAUAUUUUAUAUAUAUAUAUAUAUAUAUAUUUAUAUAUAUAUAUAUAUUAUAUACAUAUAUACAAACACGUCACCCCUAUGAAGUUCAUAUAAAGUAUGUACAAAAACUGUAGUUGAGAUAUCAGUAUUAGAAUGUUAUUUUAUAAAGUAGUAAAAUAUAUUUUAUAUAUAUAUAUAUAUAUAUAUUUAUAUAUAUAUAUAUAUUAUACACAUAUAUACCAACACGUCACCCCUAUGAAGUUCAUAGAAAGUUUGUACAAAGGCUGUAGUUGAUUUGGUCUGCGGAUAAAGGUUAAAUAGAAUAACAUUCAUGGACUUAAAUAUACAUUUUUCCUAUUCCUCGUUCAAAAUAACAGAAUUUUACAGCCAUUGAGAGAUUCAUCAGUAUGCUUUUAACCAAAAGUAUGUUAAUAAUCUUUAUACAGUAUGUUUUAGCUACAGCCUUUUGUCAAUUGACAAGAAUCCUUUUAAUGGAGUCAGCUCCUUGAAGCAGGGAUUUAGUUUUGCUUCACAAAAUAAUUUCUUCCUUUGUUUUAUUCACAGUGGUCUUCGCCUUCCAUCACAACAGGAAGCAAAAAAUAUAACUUCAACCACCUCAGUACCGAUAUCACCAGCACAAUACACCUCUGACAUAAAUUCCUUUUCAAACACCAUUGACUCUAAGGGCAGUCAAGGUAUUGACUCUAAGGGUAGUCAAGGUAUUGACUCUAAGGGCAGUCAAGGUAAACUCAAUGCCAGUUCAAAGCAACAGCAGAAAGUUUUGGACCCAAAAACUAAGAAAAGGGAACUCAGCUUCCAAUCUUCAGUGAACGCUAUGAAAAAGAAGCAGAGACACACACAGCUGAAGCAAUUUCUUCUGCAAGAGACUCAAGAAAAACCAAGAGCUUCACUGUCAGAUUUUUUGUCAUCGUUAUGAAAGUAAUCCAGUGACUGUAAUUGUAGGAAUCAAAUGUAAAACAAAAUGAGAGUUGAGGGUUCCGUGCAUUUACAGCUAACAAUAGAUUUUCAAAGAACAAGCUGAAAAGUAUAAGUUUGAAGAAAAAAAAGUAAAUUUUUUUCAUUCAUAAUUCAUCAAUUGGUGAAAUCCAAUAUUUAUUUUGAAAUUUAAAUCAAGGAUGUCAUUUCUCUUAUGUGUUGGAGGGGGUGAUCCAAAACUUGGCCAGUAUUUUAUUUCAUCUGCUUACGCAAGCCAGUCCUGCAAGAUGAGUGCAUAUAAUAUAUUGUCAGAAACAAUUGGUCACUGAAUGGGAUAAAAAUAUUUUGAAAUGAGGUUUUGAUGUAUUUAUUUAUUUAUAGUUGCUGCAGUGCAACUAGCAAGAGGCGGGGAAAAUCUAUGCAAACUCUAGUUUUGUCAAUAAAGCAUAUAUUAGAACAAUUUGCUAACACGAAG